UGAAGGUUCCAAACCAUGGGGAAUUUAUUGCAACUUCAAGGUAAUAAUACCCUGAACCUCAUCCGGAUAAAUCAGGUCAAAUCUUCAAUAUCUGGGCCAGUUCUUAGCCGACGGUACCGUUGUCAGAUCGUGUAAACUCCGCCAGGUCGGCUACCAUACGUCCCCCAUUGAACAGCUCCUCCCUUAUUCUUUCUCUACUUAUAUCCUUGACCUUUUGCGUAGGUCCACCAUGGGAGCUCAAAGUUGCAUUUGUGACCCGGGUAAAAUCAGAGGGGGCAUUUUCGGCCAUUUCCAGGUCGUAAAAAGCGUCUAUCGAAAGCACAUGAUGCAGGUGGUUCCCGUGGUUCCCAGUCACUCUCUUCCGCCUUUUGGAAUCCCAAUCCGGUAGACCAAUACUCUCAGCUCUCUACCGCUACCAGCAUGUUAGCGGUAUCUGACAUCUUCCUCCUCCUCGGCACUGCAACGAUUAUCGUGCUCUGGUUCCGAAAACCAUCCAAACAUGUCUAUCCUCCUGGCCCGAAGCCUCUUCCGGUUCUAGGAAACAUCCGUGACUUUACCAUCAAGGAACCUUGGUUGACUGCGACAGAGUGGGGACGUAAAUACGGCGACAUAUGCUACCUCCAUGUUCUGAAUUGGAAUGUGGUCUUCCUGAACAGUCUUCAGGCCGCCGACGACCUUCUGGAGAAGCGAGGUGCUAUUUAUUCUGACAGACCUACACUGCAGAUGUCUGGCGAAUUGUGCGGUGUCGAGAAAAUCGUGGCGCUAGCAAAAUACGACGACGGUUUCAAGCGCCAAAGACGUUACGUUCUGCAGACGCUUGGACCUCGAAUCAUCCCCACUUACCACUCCAUGAUCGAACACGAAACCGCUCCACUUCUUCGCGCACUCGUCGAUUCGCCCUCCGAAUACCUUGGUCAUGUUCGAAAAUACGCUGGCGGUCUCGCUCUCGCUGUCGUUUAUGGUUUUCGUCCUGUUAGCAAAGAUGAUAGAUUUCUUGCCAUGGCUGAAGAAUGUCUGGAUAUCCUCGCCAACGAGAUCGCCAACGGGAGUGGCAUUUGGCCUGUGGACGUCUUUCCUGCUCUCAAAUACGUGCCCAGCUGGUUCCCUGGUGGUGGUUUCAAGAAGAAGGCCGCGGUUUGGAAAGUAAAGAUGCGCGAAUUCGCUGACGCGCCGUUUGAGCAUGCCAAAGCUUGUGCAGAAGACGGGACUAUCAUGCCUUCGUUCUGCUCGAAAUUGCUUAGUAGUGAAGAAUUGGAUGAAAGGACCGAAGACGAGAUCAAAUGGAGUGCAAAUUCGAUGUUCGCGGCUAGCUCGGACGCAAACGUUGCCUCCGUUUGUCAAUUCUUCCUGGCAAUGUUGCAAUAUCCGGAUAUUAUGAAAAAGGCUCAGGAAGAAAUUGACCGCGUCGUUGGCAGUGAUCGUCUACCACAAUUUAGCGACAGAGAUUCGCUACCGUACGUUGAAGCUCUUCUGUCGGAAGUGUGGCGCUGGGGUGCCCCCACUCCCAUGAAUCUUCCUCAUUACACGACACAGGACGAUGUCUACAACGGAUAUUUCAUCCCUAAAAAUACGAUUGUGGUUGCUAACAUGUGGUUGGUCUUGGCCUUCUUCAACUGUGUCCUUCUCAUUGGGUCUGGUGUGUACUAAGGGCUAUGCUUAAUGACGAGGCUUGGUUCCCUAAUCCACAUGUAUUCGAUCCUGAGCGAUUCCUAAACGUCGACUCUGAAUUGAAGGCAAAACGCGAUCCACGAAACUCUGUGUUUGGCUUCGGUCGGAGACGUUGCCCAGGUGCCGACCUCGUUGAAUCAUCUAUCUGGCUUCUCCUCGUCUCCAUCCUUGCUACUCUGAAUAUCAACAAAGCGGUAGAGAAGCAAGGUAGGGUUAUUGAGCCCGAAAUUAAAUUCAACAAUUCUAUCUUUAGGGUUCCCGAUAAGUUUGUGUUUGAUAUCAAACCCAGAUCAGCCAAGGCCUUAAGUUUGAUUCAUGACGGGACAGAGAAUGUUUGAAGAUAUCUGGAACUGUGUUUGCAUCUUUUUCUGCUUGAGAAAUAGGAAUGUCCAAUUAUGUUGUUACUGCCAACCCUCCCGCUGACUAUGAAUUGUAUAUUGCUUCUAUUAGUGUACGUUUUGGAUAUGAAGUUCAUUCACGGUUGCCCAUAGUGAAUUCUGGACUCCAUUGAUAUGGACGGUACAGUGAACACCGUUUGUGCAAUACGGCGUGACCCAGUGGCAGGCCCAUAGAAAUGGGUUUUGGAAACCCUAACGCCAAUCCGGAUAUUAUCAUUAUGAGAUUUACGUCCUUCGUAGGACCCCGUAGGAUAUGAAAGGGCCC
Messenger RNA from Marasmius oreades (fairy-ring Marasmius), 2331 nucleotides. RefSeq lists its product as uncharacterized. NCBI's taxonomy places the organism in Eukaryota, Fungi, Basidiomycota, Agaricomycetes, Agaricales, Marasmiaceae. The transcript is spliced from 12 exons. Bases 421 to 1647 code for a protein of 408 amino acids. The record is from RefSeq and is a predicted model, not a curated record. Gene Ontology annotation, molecular function: iron ion binding; monooxygenase activity; oxidoreductase activity, acting on paired donors, with incorporation or reduction of molecular oxygen.